UAUUUAUUCUCGUUGAAAAAUUAAACUUGCAAAAGAUUGAAUUACUUUUAAGUCAGUGAGCAUUAGGACCCAGUAAAAUCCUCUCAGUUUGUUAUAUAUUCUGUGAUUCAGCCAACAUAAAGCUACUCCUCCUGAGCCCGGCUUCGGUUUGUCUUUGGAUAAUUCCAACGUCAAUCCAGGAAAAUUGUUGUGUUCCAGCUGUACCUAGAAUCUGCAUUUCUCUAAUUAUUCAUCCUCAAAAUUCAUGGAAAUAUGUUUCAUCUGAUCUACAUUGUAUUGAUCUUGAUCUUGUCUGCUUCAUUCAGCACAGGUUCAAGCUCAUCAACAAGUGAGACAGAUUGGUCAACAGCUGCCUGGAUUGCAGGAGGAGCAGUUGCUGCUGUGAUUGCUGCCCCUGUUGUCGUUGCUGCUGCUGGUUUCACUGGUGCUGGAAUAGCAGCUGGAUCCUUAGGAGCAAAAUUAAUGUCAGUGGCUGCAGUUGCUGGCGGAGGAGGGGUAGCUACAGGUAGCUUUGUAGCAACCCUCCAGUCUAUUGGAGCUGCUGGACUCUCUUUUGCUGGUACUGCUGUCGUAGGAAGUAUCGGUGCAUUUGCUGGCUACGCUGGAAAAGCACUUUUUCAGGAUUCUGCAGAUGAACCCUAAAGCCCACAAGCUACUUUAAAGUAGAUACUUAGAAGGAAUUAGGCCGCUAGUCAGGAUUUAUUUGUUAAAUGAGGGACUGAAGCAAUAAUAUAGCAUAAGAUAAUAAGCAAUGAAGUAGCAAUUUGUUUUUAUCUGCUCACCAGUUUAUAGGUUAAUAAUUUCAAAAUACUUUUAAGUAUAGGUGUUUCUGUUCUCUUUCUGCUGUUUUGAUACCCCGUUAGCUAUCUUCUCAAUUAGAAGUGAGUUAAAAAAUCUUCUGUGUUGCUUUGGAUGUUGUUCCGUAACUGGUCCAUUCAUCAGAUGUGGAUAUUGCUGGCUUUCUAGCACUUUUGCCUGUCCUGAGUUUCCCUUGAGAAAAUGGUAGUGAUAGCAGCCUUCUUGAACUGCUGCAGUGCAUGUGCUGUAGGCACAUAGACCCACAUUACCCUUGGGGAGGGAAUGCAAAUAUUCAGAUCGAUGACUACAUUUCAUAGAAAUCGUAAGUGUCUGUGAUGCUGAAAUUGCCCCACUGAAUGUAAUCUCAAUGCUGCUGCAGUUCAUGACAAGAAUGAAGCUUGUCUGUCAGGAGUCAGGGUACUAUACUUUAAGGUUAUCUUUAAACUGUAAUAGUAUCGAUCUGUUGCAAUAUCUCCUCUUGUGCAACAAAUGGGGACCGAUCAUGCUUUUGUAAAGCCAUUUGGAAUGCUUUGUUACUCUUAAAAGUGUUACAUGAAUACCAGUUAUUGAUGACUUUAUUGUCAUAGAUCCCCAAUCACCCUACAGCUUUUCCGUAAUACUUGGGGAUAUAACUGGAUUUCCACGGGUUUCAUGAAAAGUAUGUUUUUGUGGAGAUGCGGGGAUAUUUGACAAAUGAAGCAUACAUCUCAAAGCACAAAUCUUAUGGCUGAUGUACAAGUCUCAAAAACUCAAUGUCUGUGAUAUCUUAUGUCAGAAUGAUUUGAGAUGCUAAACGUAUGUAUUGCCUCUACAAAUAAAAUCUGAGAUGGUGUUAAUAUCACAGUAACCCGAUUUCAGUCAACUUGUGGAGCCAAACAUUUAUCAAAAACUAAUAUAGCACUUGUUUUGGGAUUUAUUUUUCCCUUUGAACCCAAUGUGCUAACCAAGAUUUUGGGCUACUCUUAAAAUCUCCUUCUUUGGCUCUCAUGACACCUCAGCGGAACUUUGUGAGAUGUUUUCCAACAUUAAAACAUGUUGUGUAAAUGCAAGCAGUGGUUAUUGCAUUCUGUUUGACGAACAAUUUUAAACCUCAUAGCCGCUUCCAUUCAGAAAUCUUACCAUCUGGAGGCAACAUUUGUCCAGCAAUUUCUCUCACCAGAUGCAAGCAGCUCAUGGCAUCAUUUAACUACAGUUCAUUUCAAGCAGAAAUAUGAAAGAAUAUUUUAAUAAGUGAAACAAUGUUUGUUGCUGCUUUAUAAUCUUUUGUUCCUUUUAUGCUUCAAUUAAAAAUUUAUAUCUCGUGCACUUUAGUUUGCUCA
This is a messenger RNA of Stegostoma tigrinum, 2117 nucleotides long. Its product is annotated as interferon alpha-inducible protein 27-like protein 2A. NCBI's taxonomy places the organism in Eukaryota, Metazoa, Chordata, Chondrichthyes, Orectolobiformes, Stegostomatidae. Gene Ontology annotation, biological process: apoptotic signaling pathway. The record is from RefSeq and is a predicted model, not a curated record. Bases 253 to 642 code for a protein of 129 amino acids. The transcript is spliced from 6 exons. Gene Ontology annotation, cellular component: membrane; mitochondrion.